Messenger RNA from Olea europaea var. sylvestris, 576 nucleotides. RefSeq lists its product as uncharacterized. The transcript is spliced from 6 exons. NCBI's taxonomy places the organism in Eukaryota, Viridiplantae, Streptophyta, Magnoliopsida, Lamiales, Oleaceae. Gene Ontology annotation, cellular component: chloroplast thylakoid membrane; chloroplast inner membrane. Bases 1 to 576 code for a protein of 191 amino acids. The record is from RefSeq and is a predicted model, not a curated record.
AUGGUAUCAGACCAUUUACCUGGGAAAAUGACUUUCACUGACUCAGUAACCAUUUUGGAAACAAGGAUCAAUGGAAUGCAAUCACAGUUACAAGAAGAUCUUGGGCGGAAAAAGAUUAAUCUUUUAUCUUGUUCUUCUCUGAAGUCCAUAAACCAAUUUAUUCCAAGUCUGGGCCAUACCAACUUGUUCUUCAGUCUUAGAGGUUCGAGGAAAGCAUCUUGCUCCAAAAGGGCACUUGUGAUUCAAUUAAGCUACAGUUAUGGUGGAAGGCCAAGCAGCGUAGGCAUCUUUAUUGGUGGUUUUGUUUUGGGAGGAUUAAUGGUUGAAACCCUCAGUUGUGUGUAUGCACCUCAGAUCAGCAAGACUUUAGAUGGUGCCGAUAAAAAGGAUCUCAUGAAGAAAUUGCCCAAAUUCAUCUAUGACGAAGAAAAAGCAUUGGAGAAGCAAUACCAGAAACUAGCCGAGAAGAUUGAACAGCUCAACUUUGCUAUAGACAAUGUAUCCACUCAGCUGCGGUCAGACGACCCCCCAAAUGGAGCAGCUAUUAACUCAGAUGAAGUUGAAUCUGUUGUUUAA